Messenger RNA from Exophiala viscosa, 1647 nucleotides. RefSeq names its product cytochrome P450. The transcript is spliced from 3 exons. NCBI's taxonomy places the organism in Eukaryota, Fungi, Ascomycota, Eurotiomycetes, Chaetothyriales, Herpotrichiellaceae. Gene Ontology annotation, molecular function: heme binding; monooxygenase activity; iron ion binding. Bases 1 to 1647 code for a protein of 548 amino acids. The record is from RefSeq and is a predicted model, not a curated record.
AUGUUCACAGAACAAGCCACUUCGGUGUUCCCCCGACGCCUCCAGACUCUGGCUCACCAAGCAUUCGGUAAUGGUGUGGUCGAAAUAGAUCGUAGCAGAUAUGCUGCUUCAUUUCUGGCGGUUGCCAUCGUCGCAUACAUUAUCUAUCAGACGUUUAUCCAUCCUCUGGCGAAGUUUCCCGGUCCAGUCUCUGCACGUUAUGUCCCGUACUGGAGGAACACUCGAUAUUGGCGCGGCACAUGGCACGAAGAUAUUCUCGAUGUGCAUCGCAGGUACGGUCGAGUGGUCCGGAUUGCACCAAACGAACUAUCUAUUGUCGAUGGCGAGGCAAUGAAGCACUUGUAUGGCCAUGGCACUUCAUCGACAAAGACACAGUGGUAUGCUACCUGGGACCCACCGAUCCCGGACGCCGUCGCAUUCUUCUCCGCUCGCGACCGAAAGAUACAUGCAUUCCAACGGAAACGGGUCUCUGGAGCAUACGCGAUGAGUUCGAUCUUGAGAUACGAACAAUUCAUACAGCAAUCCCUCGAUGAGCUUCUCCUGAAGUUCGCGAAGUACGCCACGGCUGAUAACAAGGUUGACCUCGCCAAAUGGACGAAUGCUUUCGCCUUCGAUGUCGUCGGUCAGCUAGGCUUCGGCGCGCCAUUGGGGCACGUGAAGACUGAAAGCGACGUGAUGAAUCUUCGCAGGAUCAUCUUUGAUAUGUUCUAUAUGAGCGCUGGUAUGGGGCACUAUUACUGGGGUAUCAAGGGUUAUUACUGGGGACAGAUGAAGAUAUUCACUAACAAGUUUACGACAAGCUUGCUAGAGUUAUUGGGCCAGAAAAACGAUAUCGUGGAAUUCAACGUAUGGGGUGUCGCACGUGUGAAAAGUCGAAUGGACGCAGAAAAACGAGGAGAAAAGGGACGGCCAGACAUGCUGGCGCAUUUCCUGAAUAUGAAGCGAGCAGAUGGCUCCCCGGCUAAAUUCAACGAAGUCCUCGCGGAGGCUCUCAAUCUCGUUGGUGCCGGAGCCGACACAACAUCUAUCGCAAUGCGAGCUUGUGUCCAUGCCAUUUGCCUACGCCCGCAAGUCUACCGAAGAUUGCAAGCCGAGAUCGAUGACUACUACGUCGCAAACGACCUCAAAUCUGGUAUUACUUACCAUCAGACCCAAAGCCUUCCUUAUCUGGUCGCUGUCUGUAAGGAGGCCAUGCGACUUCUGCCCUCGAUCGUUUUCCAGCUCCUUCGUCACGUCCCGGCGGAGGGCAUGUAUGUUGGAAAGCAUUAUAUUCCUGGUGGCUCUGAGGUUGGAAUAUCGCCAAUGGCACAAAAUCGUGACCAGGAUAUUUGGGGGCCUGACGCAGACGACUUCAGACCGGAACGAUGGCUGGAGAGCGAGGAAAGGACUAGGUUUUUGGACAGUUACAACAUGACCUUUGGUGGAAAUGGGCCACGAAUGUGCGUUGGAAAGAACAUCGCCCUGGUGGAGGUACACAAGUUCGUCGCACAGCUUUUCCAUCAUUUCGAUGUUCAGGUUUCAAAUCCUGACAAGCCCUGGCAUAUCACGACUUAUUGGUUUGCCUACCAACACGAUUUCUACUGCAACAUCACGGCUAGGCCCGAGUUUCCACUUUUGGCAAACGAGGUACCCAGCGAAGAACAGUAG